Dibothriocephalus latus is the source of this 510-nucleotide messenger RNA. Lineage: Eukaryota; Metazoa; Platyhelminthes; Cestoda; Diphyllobothriidea; Diphyllobothriidae. The record is from the annotation of a GenBank genome assembly.
AUGACGCCUCUGCUACCUAGCUGUUCGUAUCGACUUCUAUACCGAUUUCGAGGCUUGAUAGACUAUCACUGGCUCAACCUUUCUCUGCUUCUCGCUUUCGUUCUAUUUUACUGGCUGUUCCAACUGACGCGGCACAAUGCAGAUUGGAACUCCUCUACGCCUCCUGACGACAACAGCGGGAUAGUCGUCUGCGCUAGUGACUGGCACGCUCCUAUUCGGGCCACGAUUAACGGAAGUUACCGUCUGAAGCUGAAGGUAGUAGUUGAUCCAACUGUCACAACAAGCCGCUUUGACCGCUUUACCAGCAGCAAAGUGGUGAAAUAUGACAGACAUCCACGCCUACUCUCCUUCGAGGAUAUGGCUGAGAUUGAGGACCAAUUCUGGCGUCUGCCUGUGGACCAGCAAGUCUACCAGAUUUAUCCACAGAGCCUCAACAUGUCGGAUGUGGUGAGCAGGGUGACGUCAUGUCGUGCAGUGCCGGAGGUAGGUUCCCGUGAUGCCUGUUGCUAA